Molecule: messenger RNA, 1806 nt
Organism: Prunus armeniaca (apricot)
Lineage: Eukaryota; Viridiplantae; Streptophyta; Magnoliopsida; Rosales; Rosaceae
Source: the annotation of a GenBank genome assembly
AUGCCUAUCAAGAAAAUGACAAAACGAUCCUUCACCACAGAGAUGGAUCGGAGCAUCAAGCGGAUGUUGAAGCUGAUUGAAGAGGAUGGGGAUUCAUUUGCGAAAAAAGCCGAAAUGUAUUAUCAAAAGAGGCCUGAAUUGAUUGCUCAUGUUGAAGAAUUUUAUCGCUUGUACCGGUCCCUGGCUGAACGCUAUGAUCAUGUGACAGGAGAGCUGCGGAAGAAUGUGACCUUGGAUCUCCAAUCCCAGAGUUCAUGCCUUUCUGACAUUGGUUCAGAACUGCCAUCUGCAUGGCCGUCUCCUGACGUACAAACCCAAAGGCUCGGUCGUCGGAGAUCUGGCCCUCGUGCUGCUGGCUUUGAUUUCUUCCUUGGCCCUGGUGUAAGCAGCUCGGAUAAUUACCAGAAAGAGGGAGACGAAUCAUCUUCAUUAACCGAUUCCGAGCCAGAAUCUGAUGAUUCUUCAGUCAAUAAUUAUUCAACUCCCUUAGGAAAUGGUGGUGAUCAUGGGCAGAUGAGAAAGAUAAUUGAAUUGGAAAUCGACCUUCGUGAAGUGAAGGAGAAGCUCCGGAUGCAACAGGAAGAUAAUACAGAUUGUUCAUUCACGGGUUCAAAAACUGAUCAUUCCGAAGGAAUUUCUGCAAAAAUUGCAGAAUAUGAGCAAGAGCUGACAACUGCAAAUGAAAAAUUACGGAACUCAGAAGAAGAGAUUGCCAGGUUGAACAUCAAGCUCAAAAGGUACGAGUCCUCAGAACUUAAUAAUGGUUUUGAUGUUGCACUUGAAACAUCAAAACAGAAAGAGGCCAAGAGGGAUGAGGGUGAGCAAGACAUCGAGAUAAAUGAAAUGUCAGAGGUUCAUAAAAGUGUUGGAGGGCCGGAAGAAGUUAAAGACCCAGAUGGCAAGAUGGAGGCAUUGAUGAAAGAGCUUAAAAUCACGAAAGAUAGACUUCAGGUAUCAGAGAAAGAGAUUGCAAGUUUGAGACAUCAACUUGAGAGUAAUAAAGCCUCUGAGGAAAUCCAGCGGUUGCAAGGUCAGCUUGAAUCCGCUAACAAGGAUAUUUCCAUGUGGAGAGCAAAGCUCAACACAGAGAAAAGAGAGGUGUCCAAGCUGCAGGAACGAAUUACAAGGUUAAAAAGUAGUUUAUCAGACCGGGAUCAUGAGGUCAUGGAUUUGAAAAUAGCAGUAUCUGAUGCUGAGGAGAAGAUUUUCCCAGAAAAGUCACAGGUUAAGGCUGAAAUAUCCCGAUUGCAAUCAGAACGGACACACUUAGAGGACCAGCUUAGAGACUGGGAAUCUCGUGGCCGGUUGUUGGAGGAUGAAAUCAGACAGAUGAAGGCUGGAAAAACAGAAAUGGAGGUGAGACUUAAUGGCAAAAUCGAGCAGUUAAAGGAAGACAUCCUUGAGAGAAGCAAUCAAAUGGAGAAUUUAAACACGACCCUUGAUGCUAUGAAAAUAGAAAGAGAUGAGCUUAAUACCAAAGUAGUAACACUUAAAGCAGAGGCGAGUUCUCGAGAUGAUCAGAUCAAUGAGAUGGACAAGAAUUUGCAACAAAUACAAACAGAACGUCAAGAACUGCUCGACGGGGCUGAAGGGGCACGUAAACUGGUGGAGGAGCUGACAGCAAGAGCGAAAGAACUCGAGGAGGAGAUUCAGAGGCAAAGAGUUACGAUUAUGGAAGGAGCAGAAGAAAAAAGAGAAGUUAUAAGGCAGCUGUGCUUCUCUCUUGAACAUUAUAGAAAUGGAUACCAUAGACUCCGACAGGCUUGCAUGGGGAACAAGCAGCGAGUUCCAGUUUUGGCAUCUUAA